Messenger RNA from Nymphalis io (European peacock), 3783 nucleotides. It is a transcript of the gene Tmc, whose product is annotated as transmembrane channel-like protein. Gene Ontology annotation, cellular component: plasma membrane. The record is from RefSeq and is a predicted model, not a curated record. Bases 1 to 3783 code for a protein of 1260 amino acids. NCBI's taxonomy places the organism in Eukaryota, Metazoa, Arthropoda, Insecta, Lepidoptera, Nymphalidae. The transcript has 15 exons. Gene Ontology annotation, molecular function: mechanosensitive monoatomic ion channel activity.
AUGAAUUCUUCCGGAGUCAAUCUUUUUCAUUUACCUGCAGAUACAACCACUAAUAACGAAGUCAAAUUUUCACCUUCAACAGGAGAUGGAUCGGAAGACGAAGAUUACUCUGCAAGUCUCAGUGCAGUUCUGCGGCAACGCAGAGCAAGUGUACGGCGGUCACGUAAGGGCCGAGUACGGCGUUCGUCAUCACCUUUCCUACCCGACGAGAUACGCUCAAGACGACGUUCAUCGGUAUUCACUACUAGCUCUGGCGAUACCGCUAUAUCAAUUGACGAUCAACCAGUGGUAACACAAGAACAAAUAUUCGAAAACAUCCAUUUGCAUAAGGAAGUCCUUGGAUCAGUAAAACAACAACCCCUAGGAAUGAGAAGAAAAUUAAAAAUCGUCCACCAGGCAAAGGGAUAUAUUAAACGCCAUCAAGGACAAUUGCAAGAGAGACUUGCGCAAUCUAAAAGCACAAGGGAUAUCUAUGCAAGAUUUAACAUCUUGUUGGCAACAAAAUGGCAACAACUGAAACGCGAAGCGGCAAAUACUUCCAAUGUUCUUAUACCUUGGGAAUUACGAAUCAAAGAGAUCGAAUCACAUUUUGGCUCUGUAGUUGCAUCAUACUUCACCUUCUUAAGAUGGCUUUUUUGGGUCAAUCUAGUCAUAGGGUUUAUUCUACUCGUUUUUGUGAUUAUACCAGAGUAUCUGACAGCAAACCCUGCUCAGGAUGGAGAAAGAAAAGUCAUAAUGGAGGACGAUCGCCGAAACGCUACUAAUCUUUUGACGCUCUGGGAAUUCGAAGGAGUUCUUAAAUACUCUCCUAUAUUUUACGGAUACUACAGUAACGUCGAGCGACCGGAGUAUAGAAUGCCCCUCGCAUAUUUCUUAACUGGCUUGGUCGUCUAUAUUUAUAGCUUCGUAGCUAUCCUAAGGAAAAUGGCGGAGAAUUCAAGGAUGUCUAAAUUAUCAGAAAAAGAAGACGAAUGUAUAUUUUCUUGGAAACUUUUCACGGGAUGGGAUUUCAUGAUCGGAAAUGCUGAGACUGCACAUAACAGAAUAGCUUCUAUUAUUUUAGGAUUUAAAGAAGCUUUGCUCGAAGAAGCAGAAAAGAAAAAGAACCUAAGAAAUUGGCGUAUUAUAUCUCUGCGUGCUAUUGUGAAUAUCGGCGUCAUCAUUCUACUCGCUGUAUCAGCUUAUGCGGUUGUAACCGUUGUGUCUCGUUCCGACGAUAGUCCUAAAAUAAGAAGUUGGUGGCGUGAAAACGAAACGACCACAGUAGUUACCCUUAUAUCAAUUACUUUCCCGGUAUUAUUUGAACUGCUAGGAAUGUUGGAGCAUUAUCAUCCUAGAAAACAACUAAGAUUACAACUCGCUAGAAUCAUGCUACUAAACCUUCUUAAUCUAUAUUCACUAAUAUUUGCUCUGUUUAGUAAAAUUGAAGGAAUGAGUAAAGAACUAGUUUCAUUACAACCAAAUUUAUACAUGAACGUAACAAUAAUAACAGAGAAUACAUUAAAUGUUAAACAAAAAACUGAGUACAAUUUGAAUACUAUUAGCCCCACUAUUGCUAACUUCAAAAGUAAAACGAAUGUUAAAAAAAGGAAUUUGCUCUACAUUGCAAUCGCGGAAAAUUUAAAAGAGAAUAUAAACGACUAUAAUGAAGCUAACGAUGACGAAAAUGCAGCAUUAUUAAAAGAAUUUGAAAGGAUACGAAAUUUAAGCAAAUUAUCUUCUUUAGAGGACACUAACGAAACUUUAGAAACAGAUGAUAGCGAGGUAUAUGAUUUUAAUUACGAUUUAGUUUCUUCAACGGAUACAACUUUACUAGCAGAAACAAACAUAGACUAUGAAUAUAACCUUUCCGAUACAGAUUCUCCGAAUUCUACCCCUAUCUCUGUCACAGAAACUUCUAGUGAUUUUUCAUCUGUUACGACAAGUUUAUAUAGUACCGAAGACACAGAACAAAUGCUCUCUUCUGAUAGUACAUUGAACGUAGAUUUGACUUCACUUUUAGUUUCAAGUACAAAUUCGUAUGAGACAGCUAAUCCAAAUAAAGUAUCGACUUCAUAUGAUGUAAGUGAAAAUACAGAGAAAACUAGAAUUUACACAGUUUCAGAAGACGCCUUUACAAAUGAUUUGAGCUCAAUACCAUCUUCUAAGAAUCAUUAUCAUAGAAAGAUGUAUAACUUGACCGUUACUACCAAAAAAAAAUUGCUUAAAUUGUGUUGGGAAACUAUGUUUGGUCAGGAACUAGUUAAAUUAACUAUGAUGGACUUAGUGUUUGUUUUAUUAGGCACAUUAUUUUUGGAUUUUUUUCGGGCUUUAUUUGUAAGAUAUAUUAAUAAAUGCUGGUGUUGGGAUCUUGAAAAAAAAUUUCCCGAAUAUGGUGAUUUUAAAAUUGCUGAAAAUAUUUUACAUCUUAUUAAUAACCAAGGAAUGGUUUGGAUGGGCAUGUUCUUCUCACCUGGGCUCGUUGUUUUAAAUGUUUUCAAGUUGAUGAUAAUGAUGUAUCUUCGAUCGUGGGCAGUAAUGACUUGCAAUGUACCUCACGAAGUGGUUUUUAGGGUAUCCAAGAGUAAUAACUUUUAUUUGGCACUUUUAUUGACCAUGCUAUUUUUAUGUGUAUUACCAGUUGGCUACACAAUUGUUUGGGUGACGCCAUCAUGGCACUGUGGUCCAUUUUCAGAAUACGAAAAAAUUUAUAAAAUAUUAACAAGCAAUAUUUAUAAGGUCUUACCAACAAGUCUUAAUUUUGCUCUGGAAUAUAUAGCGUCACCAGCAAUUGUGAUACCCUUGCUUGUUUUAUUGAUACUAAUAAUAUACUAUUUAACGUCAUUGACGAACUCUCUAAGAGAAGCUAAUAACGAUUUAAAGAUUCAAUUGAGAAGAGAGCGCACUGAAGAAAGAAGAAAAAUGUUCCAAUUGGCAGACACAAGAAGACGUGCUGGAUCAUCUUCUAUCGACAAUACACCUUUUGCAAGAUGGAAAAGGGCUCUGCCAUCUCUUCCAUUAACAAAAUCUAUUGAUUCUGAUGACCGUAAAUCUAUGGUUAACGACACUAAGGAAACAAUCAAAGCCAUAAAAAAGAAAGGUGGUAUCUUUGCCAAGAUUGUCGGGCUAGCAGUAGAUAGAAAAACAAACGAAGAACCUCUACCCGAUAUUUCUCCUUGCAAAAAUAAUAUUGAUGAAGAAACAGAUACCGAUUUUCACGAAUCGUUACCUAAAGAAAUUUUAAAAAUAAAGGAGAUCACUUUUAUAAAAAAAAAUGAAAUUAAAAAAAAAACUAGCGUUGAAUUUAAAACUGAAGGUGACUUAGCAUUUAAUUCACAAACAACAGAUAACUGCACUGAAGUAAACUCAAUAGUUGAAAAUAUGAAAGACAACAUCAUAAUAGAAAAAAGAAUGAAAAGAAAUCCUGAUAUAAAAGAUAUAAAAAACAACACUAUAGAUGAUAGAUACGUACAAAAGAAACGAAAUUCAAGUGAUAAAUUUAUUCAAAAGAAACAAAGUUCUGAAUCCAGUAAUCUUUCAAAGCAAACAGAUUCCAUUGGAUCAGUAAUACCAGUUAUUACUAUUAGUACAACAGAAAGCGAUGAUGAAGUACUACAAACAAUAAACAAAACUAAUGAAAAAGUGGGAAACAAAAAUUCACGAAGCAAUUUAAGAAGAAACAGAAAUUGCUCUGACUUAAAAUCCCUACAAAGACAGAACAGUGUUGACAGCAUAAGUGAAAGUAAAAAUUCUAAAGAAAAAAAAACAGAAGAUAAAGGACAUAAAUAUCAAUAUUCACUAUAA